AUGGUCAACCUCCAACUCGCUAGUUUCCUUCUUUUUGUUUCGUGCAUUCAUUUCAUUUCCUCUCAUCAACGUAUCUAUUGUGUGAUCAAAACGUUCGGUCAAAAUUUAGCAACACGAGCAUUGACUGUACAUCAAACGUGGGCGAACCGAUGUGAUAAACAUGUUUUUCUAAUAGCAACUAAUCUUACAAAAUGGAAUAAUACCAUUUUACCUAUUUUAAACCUUUUCGACGUGGGGGAUAAUUAUGUCGAAUUAAGUAUAAAAGUAUUUGAUGCAAUUAAUCUUAUUAUUCAACAACCUCAACCCUACGAUUUCGAUUGGUUACUAAUGGCUGACGACGAUACAUAUAUAAUUAUGGAGAAUUUACGUCAAUUAUUGUACGAAACAUCAGAACCAUUGGCAUUCGGGCAUGUCUUCGCACCGAACAACGGCGCACCUGUUCAUUUGAGCGGUGGUGCGGGUUAUGUCAUAAAUACCGUAGCGUUGAAACGAAUGUUACCUAAUUUACAGACGACUUGCUCCCAAUGGUAUGUCCCAGGAAUGGAAGAUGUCUAUGUCAGUCGUUGUUUACAACAUCUCAAUGUAACCUUGGAUGGUGCUAUAGACGGUUUGCAUCAUCGAUUCUUUCCACUGGAAUUACUAUCACUGUAUUAUAUGGAGUAUCCGCAAUGGUAUUUGGAUUAUAACACAUUGAAAACCUAUCCUGGUUUUGAUUGUUGUUCGACGCAAUCAAUUAGUUUUCAUUAUAUGACUCGAGAGUGGAUGAAUCUAAUCGAAUGGACGCGGUAUUUAGAUGAAACGAAAUAA
Molecule: messenger RNA, 807 nt
Organism: Adineta ricciae
Lineage: Eukaryota; Metazoa; Rotifera; Eurotatoria; Adinetida; Adinetidae
Source: the annotation of a GenBank genome assembly